This is a messenger RNA of Venturia canescens, 1981 nucleotides long. RefSeq lists its product as uncharacterized. Lineage: Eukaryota; Metazoa; Arthropoda; Insecta; Hymenoptera; Ichneumonidae. Bases 293 to 1981 code for a protein of 562 amino acids. Gene Ontology annotation, molecular function: nucleic acid binding. The transcript has 3 exons. The record is from RefSeq and is a predicted model, not a curated record.
UAUUGAGAACAUCGCUAAUAUUUUGUUUUUUCUAUAACUUUGUAUUACGAGUAAAUUAUUAGAUUCUAUUCACAUAGGGACCUAACCAACAGUGGUGAAAUAGAACCAGUGCAUGUGAGCAAUGAUACGGAAGUAGGAAUUGUAUGUGAAUUCGAUUUCGGAUGGGAUAAACGUGGCAAUGGAUUUACAUACGACAGUACAAGUGGUCGAGGGUCUGUCGUCGGACAUAGAACCAAAAAAAAUUUAGCCUGGGAGGUUAUGAUCUCAACGUGUCGUAUGUGCGAUCGUGGCCAUGCUCAAGAGGAACAUGAUUGUCGAAAAAAUCAUCAAGGAAAAAAAAGUUCGAGUUGAUGUGCUGGUUGGAGAUGAAGACGCUUCAACGAUUUGCCAUGUUCAACAAGCCGCUAAUCAUAAUGUGGAAAAAUGGAUUGACAUAAAUCACACAGUGAAAAAGUUCUCCAAUAAAUUGUAUGCAGCUUCAAAGAAGCAUAAAUUCUUGAAAGCUUCAGUAAUAAAGUAUCUUAAAAGAUGCUUUUGCUAUUGUAUUGCUCGAAACAUUGGAAAUUCUGAUGGAUUAAAGAAUGGAUUGCGAAAUAUUGCCAAGCAUACUUUUGGACAACACGACACCUGUGGAGAAUGGUGUAAAGCACAAAAUGAUCCAGGCUACGUUUUCCAACAUUUGCCAGAAGGCAGGCCUUUUUCUUCAAAAGCGUGGAACGAUGACUUUGAGCAGAUUUUGGAAAGUUACAUGGAAAAAGCAGAAAAGAUUUCUCCAGGUGGUUCGUCUCAACGAAAUGAAUCCUUCAACCACAUGGCCGUCACACGUGCACCGAAAAGUCGAUUCUAUGGAUCAACACCUGCCCUAUCCUAUCGAGUUGCUGCCGCUGUAUUGCAAAAAAAUGAUGGAGCAGACCACAUGACAGAAGUCAACCGAAGGGCAGGCUUGUCUCCUGGUAAAGUUACACAAAAAUAUCGACACAUGAUGCAAUCCAAACGGGAAAUAAAAGCGAGACGACAGCAGACAAUCCAAUUUAAACGCAGGAGAUUAUUUCUUAAAAAUAAGAGCGGUCCUCAACAAAGAAAAGAAGGAUUAACAUAUAUGAGCGGAAUGGGGCCCACGAUGGAGAAAGCUAUAACCGCAACAUGCGCGAUUAAUGAGUUCAUUCCUGAGCUUGCUCCACUCCAACUAUCGAGCAUAUUCGUGCAUAUUGCUGCUAAAUGUGGUGCUCAAUCGUUUGAAGCGUAUAUGAUUCCUCAACAACCCAUCCAUCCCAAGGCUUCGGAAAUAACUGGAUUUUCCGUCGACAAUGGUUAUCUGCUAUAUUUCAGACAAAGAGUAGAAAGUACUUCAUCAGCCACAGCAGCCAAAGACUUCGUGGACUUUCUAUGCAAUUUAAAUUCGCAGAUUUUGAUUGUCGGACACAAUGUCAUCAAGUUCGAUGCUCCCUUGAUAUUCCGGUGGUUGGCAAAGCACGAUUUGGUUGAAAAAAUGUGCUCUAUCACAUACGGUCUGACCGACACAAUCCCACUGCUUCGACAAGGGAAAAUAUCAAAGCAAGACGUGUUAGCAAAACAGUAUCUCACAAGUCCGGAGUGGAAUUCAUUUCAUGAAAAAGCUCACAAUGCAUUAAUUGAUUGCUAUCUUCUCAAUGGUCUUUUGGAACAUUUUGAAAUAAAUGAUGAAGUUCUCAAAAGUAAAGCUUUGUCAUUAAGGGAAUUUUUUGAGCAACAAGCAAUGCUGCGGAAACAAAAAACUCUACUUCCAUUUCUUCUUCCACUGAAAAAUGCUGUUUCACGCACCAUGUUGAACAAAAUGGCACGGCAUGGUGUAACUAUGGAGGAGUUACUAAGAGAAUUUCAGCUUCACGGAAAUAAAGGCAUCGAAGUCAGUCUGGGUGUGCGAGUGAAUGGGAAACCAAGAAUAACAACAAAUAAAAGAAUUGUAGAAAAUGUAAUAGAGUGCGUAAAAAAUUUGGUAUAA